GUCUGGUGGGCGGGACAACGGCUCUGUUGUGUUUCUAGAAGCUACCAGCUGGGAAAAGGGGAAAAACCAGCACAGUUUUUGUUUCGUUUUGUCUGAUUAUUUCCCCUCCUGCAGCUAAACCGAACGACCAUUCAGUAAGACAGUCACGUGACGAUUUCUCCUCCGUCUGACGGUGACUGAGGUCAUGUGGGGAAUAAAAGGUCAUUUUGGAUGCUGCAGCUCCAUGGGAAAAGUGUAGCCAUGUUCAGCUUCGAGGGAGAUUUCAAGCGGACGCCCAAAGUGUCCCUCGGAGGGGCGACUAAAAAGGAGGAAAAAGCGUCGCUUCUUCACCGGACUCAGGAGGAAAGACGCAAGCGAGAGGAUGAGAGGAAAAGGCUGAAAAGCGCCAUCAUCAUCCAGUCUUACAUACGAGGCUUCCAGGAGAGAAAGCGACAACAUGGCAUUCAGCGAAGUCAUUUCGACCACUGUGUGUGUGAGAGUCAGUGUUCCUCCGGAUCCAUGCUCCCGGACGCUGCACCGCUCAGUCUGCUCAUCCACAGGCUGCUGUUCUUCUACCGCUGCAGUGAGGACACACACCGGCUGAUCUGGCUGUGUCAGAGUGUAGUGAAGCACCAGGGCCAGUUUGUGAAGCUGCUGGCCGGACCUGAGAGAAGCACUUGCGUGUUCCAGAUCAAGAGGCUUCUCAGACACUGCUGCAGAAUCCUGCAGCUGUGUAAAAACGACGGCGUAAACGUGGCCAUCCCCAUGCGCAUGCUGGAGGUCUUUUGCUCGGAGAGGACCUACCUGCCCCCUCUACAGGACGCGGGCGCAGCCGCCGCGCUCACCGAGCAGGUUUUGUACUAUCUGGUUCAGAAAGGUUACUACAGGACUCUGUACAUGUUGGCCAAUCACAAGUUACCGUCCAGUCUGGAUUACAGCGACGCCCCCUCACUUCCCCUGGCGCGCAUGCUGCUGGAACACAUACUCAAACCACUGCACUUUACCUACAGCUCCUGUCCUGCGGGUGCCAGGCAGUUAGUGUUCUCAGCCUUUACAGAAGACUUCAUCUCUCCUCCUUUCACCGAGCAGAUGUUUCACUUCUUCGUGCCGGCGAUGGCGGACCCCAGACUCUGCUUCCCGUUUCACGAGUUCCUGUUCUCCCUGCAGGCCACCAUCUCCUCGUCAGACCGGCUCCAAAGCCACGCCCCCUGGCUCUUCUACUUCGUGCUGUUGCUCGGGGAAACAGGCCUCAGCUCUCUAUCAGAAGAAGGGCUGCUGUUGUAUUUGAGUUGUCUGCAGGCUCUGCUCCCUCUGUUUCCUGUGAGCGAGAGCUGCACCAGAGCCGACGUCAACAGCGACUCGGAGGACGAAGAUGAUGCCUCGACACACCCUUCUCCUGUACAGGAUGACACCAGGAUGUCGGUGAAGUUGAUCUCACAGCUGUGUGUACAGAAGUUGGACUCGAAGCAGCAGACGAACGCUCUGCUGUCUCUGGUGUGGAGAGACUCGGCCAGCGAGGACGUCUUCACCAUGGUGGCGUCCAUCUGCCACACCCUCAUGGUGCAGCACCGCAUGAUGGUGCCCAAAGUCAGGCUCCUGUACAGUUUGGCCUUCAACGCUCGCUUCCUCCGACACCUGUGGCACUUGAUAACAUCCAUGAAGACCAAAAUGAUCACAGGGUCUCUGGUGCCGUUGCUGCAGUUGAUGUCUCGCGGCUCUCCCAUGUCUGCUGAGGACUCGAACAGGAUCAUCCCUCUCUUCUACUUGUUCAGCUCGUUGUUCAGCCACUCUCUCAUUUCCAUCCACGACACAGAGUUCUUCGGGGAAGCCAUGGAUGGUGAGAGGCAGGCGUCCAUGAUGCCGUUCUCUCUCCCGGAGUUGGUGACUCUGUCCCGGUGUUUGCGUGAUGCCUGUCUGGGGAUCAUCAAGCUGGCGCAUCCCGAGACUAAGAGCGGCCACAGUGAGGAAUACGCAGCCGCCUUCCGCAGCGUCGGAGUCAAACCCAGCAGCCAAGUGCAGCAGCAGCGCAUCCAGAACCAGAAGAAACGCUGGGUCCAGCUGUUCAAGGUGAUCACGAACCUGGUGAAGAUGUUGAAGGCGCGGGACAGCAGGAGGCCGUUCUGCCCAGGGGGUCACUGGCUGUCCAACGAUGUCCACAUCUGGGCUGAUAAGGUGACUCAGCUGUACGUGCCCUCUACUCGACUCAUGUGGAGGAGGGGGCUCAGGGGCAUAAUCGGACCACUCCGGUCCACGUUAAACGUUGACUUGGUGCCUCCGCCGCUGUCCGUUUCGGAGGAGAGACAACUGGCCAUCCUCACAGAGCUGCCCUUCGUCGUGCCCUUCGAGGAGAGAGUCAAGAUCUUCCAGAGGCUGAUCUACGCCGAUAAACGAGACGCCCAGGAGGAUGGCCCUUUCCAUGACGGCAUCACCAUCACCAUCCGGAGAAACUACAUCUACGAGGACGCGUACGACAAACUGUCUCCGGAGAACGAGCCCAACCUGAAAAAGCGUAUCCGGGUGCACUUGCUGAACGCUCUCGGCCUGGACGAGGCCGGCAUCGACGGCGGAGGGAUUUUCCGCGAGUUCCUCAACGAGCUGCUCAAGUCGGGGUUCAACCCCAACCAGGGCUUCUUCAGGACCACCAACGAGGGUCUGCUGUACCCGAGCCCCACGGCCAAGAUGCUCAUGGGCGAGAGCUUCACGCGACACUACUACUUCCUGGGCCGGAUACUGGGCAAGGCUCUGUAUGAGAACAUGUUAGUGGAGCUGCCGUUUGCUAGUUUCUUCCUGUCCAAGCUGCUCGGGACCAGUGCUGACGUGGACAUUCAUCACCUGGCCUCGCUGGACCCCGAGAUGUACCGGAACCUUCUGUUCCUCAAGAGCUAUGAGGGAGACGUGGAGGAUCUGGGCCUGAACUUCACCAUCGUCAACAAUGACCUGGGAGAGGCUCAGGUGGUUGAGCUGAAGCCGGGGGGGAAGGACAUCCCGGUUACCACGGCGAACCGCAUCGCCUACAUCCAUUUAGUGGCCGAUUACCGCCUGAACAAACAGAUCCGAGCUCACUGCCUGGCGUUCAGACAGGGCCUGUCCAACCUGCUCAACCUCGAGUGGCUGCGCAUGUUUGACCAGCAGGAGAUUCAGGUUUUGAUCUCCGGCGCACAUAUACCUAUCUGUCUGGACGACCUGAAGGAAUUCACCCGUUACUCAGGAGGUUACUCGGAAACGCACCCGGUCAUCAAGAUCUUCUGGGAGGUGGUGGAGAACUUCAGCGACGAGGAGAAACGCAAGCUGCUCAAGUUCGUCACCAGCUGCUCACGUCCUCCUCUGCUGGGGUUUAAAGAGCUCCACCCUGCCUUCUGCAUCCAUAACGGGGGGAACGAUCUGGAGCGCCUCCCCACCGCCAGCACUUGCAUGAACCUCCUCAAGCUGCCCGAGUUCUGCGACCAGCAUCUGAUGAGGAGCAAGCUGCUCUACGCCAUCGAGUCGUCCUCGGGCUUCGAACUCAGCUGAGAGCCGGGGGGACGGACCGAAACGGGGGGGCGGGCCGGUUCUUUAUUCACAGACGUGAGACGAAAGAGCAAAACAUUUGACACGAUUGGACCCCGAUGCUGGGAAUGUGAUGAAGGACAACGGGGAGACGUUUUUUAAUUUUGAUCCCGGACACGGAUUAGUCAAAACAGCGUCGAAGGAAGCGACUGCACCGCUCGAGACGUCGUCAUUCAAAGCACUGCACAUCUCCGAAACAUUAAACACGCGAUGCAUAACUCACCAAAGAUUUUUGAUAGGUUAUUUGUGUAGUGCUGGUGCUGGACGUUUAAGAAGAGACGUAGGAGUGCUAACGAGAUGCUAGCUGCGUCUUUCCGAUGUGACCGAGGACGAUGUAGCUUCGCCAAUAAAUACAGAGGUUAUUCAUGCUAACGCGGAGAUUUUGCUUUGCUCUAAGAUCAGACCGCUGAGCGCUUUAGCUAUAUAAAAUUAUUAGUAGUUUAGCAUUAGCAACAGUACGUCGUGAUUUUUAGCUUUGCUAAUAACGGGCUAUCACGGGUGACGCAGUAGCUACAGGGAAACUCCGCCUGUCUUUACCCCCCCCCCCCCAUCCAGAAUUGCUAAUCGCUGUUACGUGCGCUAUUAUCAGUGCAGCCACGUGCACAGUGUACAGUACGGUCGAUGUGAUUCAUCACAGAAGAAAUAGCUGACUAACCACCUAGCAUGCUUGAUAACUGGUGUGCUAACUCUCUUCUUUGCUAGCUCACCAGCCUCUAAUUGGCUGGUUGAACAUAGCUAGUCUGAUGUUUUUCUUUUCAACCUAAAUAUGUUGCGUUUUAUUUCUCCUUUCGCUCCUACCAUGCUUGCUAGCAUGCAGCGAGCUCAUUCAUUAGUUUGGUAAAUAGCUAGCGAACACUAUUUUUAAGUCGUCCUGUCGAUCGGUUCGGUGACUAGCCAAGUAAAACCCAAUCGGAGCUUGGCACAGCUCGCGUACAUGUUUAAGUAUUCCGUGUUGUUGCUCGUACAUUCCUAAAUAGCUUCACCCACCAAUUCCGCUUGGUUUCAACGUCAGCUCGCAGUGCCUUCUGGGUAACUUUCUGCUCCUGGAUCCUUCCAGCUUUAAAGGGUUCAUCUAACCAUCUUUUCUUCAUCUUAUAAUGUGACGGGUGUUCAAGCAAAGCGGAAAAGUGGAUGUGAUGUUCAAAAAAAAGGGGGGGGGGCGUGGCUUUGUUUUAGAAUUUCAUCGAGGAGGAAAACAUUUAGACCUUUGUUUUGUUUUGUUUUGUUUUGUUUUUGGUCGGAGUUUCUCUUGUGAUGACCGAUGAAGGUUUCAAGCACUAAUACUUGUGUGUUGUGAGCGUGUGUCCGUGCUCAGGGAUGGACAAAUCCGGAACCCAGGACCCAGUCGCGAGCAGGUUUAAUAGGUGUACCAGGACUUUUUCUCCCGUCCCGCAGCCAGAGCGAAUAAAUAAACCUCCUAUCGACUUUCAAAAAAGCGGUUUUGAACCACACGCGCUUGUUUAAACAACCCAUCCGCGUCAUGUUUUUAAUGGGUCGGGGUUCCACUCGUCACCUGCAGCACUCCACACACGGAUCGAUCAAGGACGAUUGACGGACAAGGACAGGACGAGGAGGAUUUCUACACCGAAUCUUCCCCUGAACCAGGAAUUGAAAUAUGCGCGUCGUUCUUCAGCGUCAAUGCGUUUACAUAGACAACUCGCUUGUUAUACUUUUGACGUUAAAUUAAAUUUCAGAGGUUUCCGUGUGACGGGCGAGCGGGUGUGAUUUGUCUAUCCCUGGUGGAGGAUCGACUGACGGUGUGAAUAAAUGUUCUCACAGGUUAGCGGUCAUGGGACAUUUUUAUGAAAGUUUCUAACGUUUGUGGAGUUAGUUAGUUAGUGAGUGUUUUUUUUUUUUAUAUAUAUAUAUAAACGUGUGCACUUUUCUCUCAUGGUCACGGUCACGGUCAUUUCUCCCUCAGCAUGGCCGUGUUCAUUCCGUGCACUGAACAAGCAGCGCGUCCUCUUGACUCGUCGAGCGUCGGAACCGAACCUGACACCUGUGCAAUAAUGUCCACGAUCGCAAGGCCGUGUCGGAAUCAGCAUCGCGAUCGCCGCUUUACGCUCUCUCUCCCUCCCUCCGGCUCGUGCCUGUCCGUUUUCUCCUUCCCCUUCUUCUUCUUUCAGUCAUUCAGAAUGAAUACGAGUGCGUGUCCUCCUCUCUCGCACAGUGUGUUGGAAAUGCUUCCUUUGGUCUCGUCUUUUUCACUCUGUACAGCAGGACGUUCUCGCAGAUUUAGAACAGAAACAACACACCGAGUCCGCCCCGACUACAGUUCCGACCCGAGGUGAAAUCCGCAAUAAGGGCACGGGACGUCAGACUGCCUCCAUAUCCGCCGCUGUGAGACGUUUUUUUCGUGCUGAAACGUUGACCUCCGGCGUGCCCUGAACGCGCUCACAUAAUAGUGAUUAACACCGUGUUCUGAGCACAGAGGAAAAUAUCUAUGUAUCAGAGUGUAUGUAAAAAAAUGAUUAAAUAUGUUUUGGGGGAUUUUAUUUGCAA
Messenger RNA from Ictalurus punctatus (channel catfish), 6027 nucleotides. RefSeq names its product ubiquitin protein ligase E3C (gene ube3c). Lineage: Eukaryota; Metazoa; Chordata; Actinopteri; Siluriformes; Ictaluridae. Gene Ontology annotation, biological process: ubiquitin-dependent protein catabolic process; protein polyubiquitination. The transcript has 25 exons. The record is from RefSeq and is a predicted model, not a curated record. The coding region runs from base 211 to 3489 and encodes 1092 amino acids. Gene Ontology annotation, molecular function: protein binding; ubiquitin protein ligase activity.